Molecule: messenger RNA, 399 nt
Organism: Rotaria sp. Silwood2
Lineage: Eukaryota; Metazoa; Rotifera; Eurotatoria; Philodinida; Philodinidae
Source: the annotation of a GenBank genome assembly
AUGGGAGAUUUGGUUAAAUAUAUAUUAGCUAUUGAACAAAAUAACCAUGAUAAAGUUAUUAAUACUCUUACUUCGAUAAUUGAUAAAAAACAAUCUAAUAAUAAAAAAAAAAAGAUUCUUUUAUUAAAAAGUCGAAUUAAAGCUUAUUUUCGAAAUAAAAACUAUCAAUCGGUAUUAAAUGAUUGUGUUAAAUUAGGAUCAAUUGGUUAUAUUAUUGCAGAUGAUGAACAUAUUUCAAUUAUCGAAGCUGAAUCUCAAUAUAGAGUCGAUAAAAAAAAAGCUGUACAAACUUUGAAUAGUAUUUCAAAUAAAUUUAAACGGAAAAAAAUUGCUAAUUGGGCUAAUAAUCUUGAUGCAAUUGACGAGGAUGAAAUGUUUGAUAAAGAUGGCUCAUUCUAA